AUGAUCCGGAAACAGCAGAAACGAGCGGCUCGAGGCAAGCAAACCGCCUUUCGCGUUGGUGGGCAGGAAGUCGACUCCAAACGCAUCGCACGUUUCGUCCGUAGAUAUGGCACCCAGUGGGAUAGCAAACCUCGCGAUGACCACCGCCAAGCUAGCCCAGAACCAAGUGAGUCAGAUUUCUCUCCCGGUACAUCAUUCCAUCGAUCACAAAUUCACCUGGAAAUCGCAGAAACACCAUCUGAUAUGAGUUGCUAUACUCCGGAGCCCGACGAAAGAGGCGCAACCCUAUCUCCGCUGCCUGAGCUGCAGCCAAACCAUCGAGAGAUGGCCCAUCCUCGCUAUGACGAGCCGUUCGAUCCGAUGCCCGAAGCCGACAUUGAUGACAAUCGAUCUUUGACGGCUACUCUCAGCCCUAGUCUACCUAAUGAAACACCUAAACCUUUGGACACCCCCUUGCAAGAGGCAAAUGCUUGGAAUGAGCUUGUAUCAUUUCAAGAUCGCCUUUUGGUCCUCCAUCAGACCCUCGAACAGACCAUGUCUGGGUUUACGUCGCCCCACGAUGAAUGA
Molecule: messenger RNA, 567 nt
Organism: Aspergillus affinis
Lineage: Eukaryota; Fungi; Ascomycota; Eurotiomycetes; Eurotiales; Aspergillaceae
Exons: 2
Coding region: 1-567 (188 amino acids)
Source: RefSeq, a predicted model, not a curated record